Cyphellophora attinorum is the source of this 675-nucleotide messenger RNA. RefSeq lists its product as uncharacterized. Lineage: Eukaryota; Fungi; Ascomycota; Eurotiomycetes; Chaetothyriales; Cyphellophoraceae. Bases 1 to 675 code for a protein of 224 amino acids. The record is from RefSeq and is a predicted model, not a curated record. The transcript has 2 exons.
AUGUCCGCCCGAGUGUCAACACGAAUCAGCAUACGCUGGCCACCAGAGGAGGCUUCGGAGCCGACAGACACACUCUUCCUGAGCCUGGGAGGAUACUAUGUCGACCUACGCAUCAACAAAUACACAAAAACCAUCGAUUGGGCACUCGCCGGACAACGCAUCAUUGUCUCCGAAGAUCCACUGAAAGUCGAGUUCACACAUCCACUGGACUCGCAUUGCCAUGCGCCAGGCGAGCAGGGGCAUGGAGAAGCCGAUGUAGGCCAAUUCUCCAAGCUGCCGAAUGGAGAUGAUCUGGAAGUCGGAGAGAUGGCAGCGCCGCAUUUAGGUGGGCGGGUUAUGCCGUACGAAGAGGUCUGGAGGGAGCUGGAUGCUUCAGAAGAGGCGAAGGGGUGGAUUCUGGAGAGUGUCGAUGAGGAGCCCAAAGUUUUCUAUGCGAGGAUUGCCGGAUACUUCAUUGCGGUGAAGCGGACGACUUCCUCCGACCGUUAUGAGUACGCUGCAGUCCGCGAAGACCGCGAGGAUGGAAGGUGGGUGAGUAAGCACGCAUCAGAAGAUGUGCGUGGCGUCGAGACUAUGAGUGGGUUGAGUGAGGGUCUGAGGCCGGAGAAGUGGAACGUCGGAGAUAUAGUGAAGUUUGGGGGGAUGAGCGUCAUUGUGCGAGCUGUAGCUCAAUAG